UUGUGAAAAAGAAGCGUGGGGCCUGUGGUGCAUGGCGAUGGAAGGAACCGGAAAAUACAGAGUGGAAAGAAAAGGAUUCGAUGGCAGGUGACGGUGCUUCAGACCAGACGUCCUGUGGUCCUGACGGCCAGAUGCCGGUUCCUCCACCUCAGCCGGUCCCUGCUGUAGGAUCCGGGUCAACUCCAGACAUUAGAGUGCCAGUACCUUUGGCAAGUUCAGGGGGUGCCCGGGCCGAACCGGGGCAGGACUGGUCCGCACUGAUGCUGCAGGGCUCCUUCUACCACCACAGUGCACUGGCCCUGGUCAGCAGAGCCAAGUCCCGUCCUCGUAGCUGCCCCAGUUCAGGUGACUUUGUGUGUUCAGUUUGUCACAAAGUCUUCCCCCUGCAGCGCAUGCUCACUCGUCAUCUCAAGUGCCACAGUCUGGUGAAAAGACACCCAUGUCGGUUCUGCGGCAAAGGAUUCAACGAUACCUUUGACCUCAAGAGACAUAUGCGGACACAUACAGGUAUUCGUCCAUACAAGUGUGAGCUGUGUGAGAAAGCCUUCACACAGCGUUGCUCUCUGGAGUCCCACAUGAGGAAGAUCCACGGUGUCCACCAGCAGUACGCCUACCGCCAACGUCGCUCUAAGAUCUUUGUGUGUGAGGACUGCGGUUACACGUCCAGUCGACCUGAUGAGUACUUCCUCCACGUGAGGCAGUGUCAUCCUGGUAGUCCUGCCCUGCGCCGGUACUACCGCCGCCAGGCCCACGAGAACAGCAGCUUCACACCAGCAGACAGAAAAAUCAACCCAUAUUUGUUGUACUCAAGCCCUGCAUACUACAUGUAA
This is a messenger RNA of Sphaeramia orbicularis (orbiculate cardinalfish), 830 nucleotides long. Its product is annotated as putative transcription factor ovo-like protein 3. Gene Ontology annotation, cellular component: nucleus. The record is from RefSeq and is a predicted model, not a curated record. Lineage: Eukaryota; Metazoa; Chordata; Actinopteri; Kurtiformes; Apogonidae. Gene Ontology annotation, molecular function: RNA polymerase II cis-regulatory region sequence-specific DNA binding; DNA-binding transcription factor activity, RNA polymerase II-specific. Gene Ontology annotation, biological process: epidermal cell differentiation; regulation of transcription by RNA polymerase II. Bases 81 to 830 code for a protein of 249 amino acids. The transcript is spliced from 4 exons.